This is a messenger RNA of Acinonyx jubatus (cheetah), 2709 nucleotides long. It is a transcript of the gene PHOSPHO1, whose product is annotated as phosphoethanolamine/phosphocholine phosphatase 1. Gene Ontology annotation, molecular function: phosphatase activity. The record is from RefSeq and is a predicted model, not a curated record. Lineage: Eukaryota; Metazoa; Chordata; Mammalia; Carnivora; Felidae. Gene Ontology annotation, biological process: bone mineralization involved in bone maturation. Bases 802 to 1782 code for a protein of 326 amino acids. The transcript has 6 exons.
ACAUCAUCCACGGCCCCUCGGGACUGGAGGGACCCGUGAGCCGGAGCCCAGAAAUCCAGGGGUGGACAAGACAUCGCGUCCCCUCCAAUUCCCGUAAGCACCCCUUAGCCCAUCCUGCGCCCAGAUACCUCAGCUUAGCCCCUCUCCCCCACUCUUUGCACUCCAAACUAAGCCGGGACAGACCUCUGCCGCCGCCGCUCCCCGCGUGAGUCCUGCGCUCCCAGAGCUGCCACCUCCCUGUCCACUGAGGAUCCCCUUCCAGCUUGUCCACCCAGGCAGGGUGAGCCCAGAGGAGGCUCCUGGUCUCAGCUUCUGCACCGACACCGGGGCUACAGGUCAUCACGCCAGCUAGUCAGAACACCAUCUGGAGAAGCUCAGAGACCCCGUCUCCCUUUUCUCUGAGGGACUCUUUUUGGUGACCACAAAAGAAUUUGGUCACUUAGGACAAAGCCGCCAGAGGUGACAGGCCGGCAUUCGCGGUGGAAACAAAGCUAGCUGCGGGCACCCUCCAACAGACCUUGUGUGGUUGUCAGGAGCUCUGGACGACCGGCUGGAGGCCCCACAGAGUCCCUGCAGGCGGUGCCCAGGGUGAUGUACCAACGAUGAGUGGGUGUUUUCCAGUUGCUGGCCUCCGAUGCCUGUCUAGGGGAAGAAGGGUGCGGAGAGGACUCCACACCAACAACCGGGGUCCCUGGGAGCCUCCAGAACGGCCUCGUCCAGAAACCUCCCCAAAGGAGUGACCCGUUGGAAGCUGCUCUUCCCCUCUUUUAAGCUGACCCCGUUAAGUCUCAGUGGCCCCAGAUGAGAGUAGCAGAGACAGGUGCCAAGGACGCCCUCCUGGGGUCCGGAGGAGGAUGGUCUUCUGAGGCCAGACGCCCCGCACAGUUCGCAGAGAGGUCUUGGAUGUGCCAGCGCCUCUGGCCGUGGCCCGCUAACCAGCCUCUCCCCGGCCGGCUCGCGCCGCGCCCCCUCUCGCUUGCUCCCUCCUCCUCCUCCUCCUGCUCCUCUCCCCCCUGCUCCCAGGACGGCGGGAUGGCGGCGCAGGGCGCGCCGCGCUUCCUCCUGACCUUCGACUUCGACGAGACGAUCGUGGACGAAAACAGCGACGACUCGAUCGUGCGCGCCGCGCCGGGCCAGCGGCUGCCCGAGAGCCUGCGGGCCACCUACCGCGAGGGCUUCUACAACGAGUACAUGCAGCGCGUCUUCCAGUACCUGGGCGAGCAGGGCGUGCGGCCGCGGGACCUGCGCGCCAUCUACGAGGCCCUGCCCCUGUCGCCCGGCAUGAGCGACCUGCUGCAGUUUGUGGCCAAGCAGGGCUCCUGCUUCGAGGUCAUUCUCAUCUCGGAUGCCAACACCUUCGGCGUGGAGAGCGCGCUGCGCGCCGCCGGCCACCACGGCCUGUUCCGCCGCAUCCUCAGCAACCCGUCGGGGCCCGACGCGCGGGGGCUGCUGGCGCUGCGGCCCUUCCACACGCACAGCUGCGCGCGCUGCCCCGCCAACAUGUGCAAGCACAAGGUGCUCAGCGACUACCUGCGCGAGCGGGCCCACGACGGCGUGCACUUCGAGCGCCUCUUCUACGUGGGCGACGGCGCCAACGACUUCUGCCCCAUGGGGCUGCUGGCGGGCGGCGACGUGGCCUUCCCGCGCCGCGGCUACCCCAUGCACCGCCUGAUCCAAGAGGCGCAGAAGGCCGAGCCCAGCGCCUUCCGCGCCGGCGUGGUGCCCUGGGAGACGGCCACCGACGUGCGCCUCCACCUCCAACAGGUGCUGAAGACGUGCUGAGGACCGCGGCCUGCAGGGGGCGCCCGGGCGGAGAAGUGGGCGGGGUGGGGGCGGGGAGAUCGGGAAGUACAAAACCUAGUUUGCCUACUCCCUUUUCCCUUUCGCUUUGGUAUGUCCCUCCGGGAAUUUCGGGAACUCCGGGCUCGUCCACCUGGGGGCUGGGGGAGAGAGUUCGGAGCCGUCCCUAUCUAUGCAGUUAACCCGGCUCGGCCGCCCCCGCCCCGACCCAGUUCCUCUGCAAUGUUAAAUUCUGGAGUCUGGCCCCCACCGGGGUGGUGCGCAUGCCUGGAAGGCAGCAGUGUUUUCCAAAAAGACCUCGCCCUCCGAACGGAGAGGCAGGGGUUCCCUGGCGGGGUGUGGGAAAGGAACAUCUCCCACAGCUUUCACUGCUGCCUUGGGCCGCGAAACCUUCCCUCUCCCCCAGUCUUCUGUCAAGGGGACCCCGGUCCCGAAAUCCUCCCGGCCGCGCCGCAGUCCCGGCGGGGAGAGAGGAAGCCCUCUGCCGAGGGCCUCAGGCCUAGAUCUCGCUUCACCUAUUGCGUCCCCACACUACACCCUUUUUCCUUUUUGCCCCCCUUCCCGCGCCCGCCCUGCCAGCCUCCCCAAAGGGGGAAGAAAAAAAAAAAAAAAAAAGCCAGAGGGAACAGUCGCCUCCUGGUGGUGGAACGAGGUAGCGCACCGUCCGGCUCGGGUCCUUCCAGCCAGGGACUUCGCCGCGCGCGACGGUGUCUCCUCCUCUCACCCCAGCCUCGUCUAUGCAGCAAAAGACCAGGGACUUUACCAAAGUCGCCCCGCGGGCUGAGCCCUCUGCGCCCCCCUCCUCCCUUAUGGAACAGAAAGCCAUGAUGUUUUCAAGCAGAGCCAGCGAAAGCCAAGCCCUUCCUCCCUCUUUGGUGUUCUACCGCUAUAAAGGAGGUGACGGGCAAA